AUGGAUGACCGUCAUCGUGAGCCUGAGGAUGGCCAUCCUUUCAUGUUGGUUGUCCUUCUUGUUGUUCCAGUUGCUGUCCUCCUUGGUGUUGUUGGAUCAGUGCGCACUCCAAUCUCGCCCAGACAUGCACUAAACGCGCAAUUGGAAGUUGGAUGUUUUCUAGGCGUGGCCUGUGUGACGGCCGUGUGGCGCUCGUUGUCGAUAUCCAAAGGAUCGUCGCCUUCACUCCACAGCUUCUGUCUCCACCACCACUCCCGUCCACCACGCCUCCACUAUGCCUCUCUGGACUUCCACUGCCGACACUUGCAAACUCGAACUCUCGAUCCCUCCACCACUCACAUUUCCAAAUCCCUAGUCUGUCUCACCCGCGCCAGGAUGCACUUCCCCUGCCCAGACUCCCUCUCUUCCACCCAGUCUUCCUGCACUCGGGCUCAUGCCCCGUUGUCCUUCUUAACCUGCCGCUCAAGAUCAACUCUUUCCUGCUUUUGUUCCUGUGCUCUGGCUCUGUCUUCUCCAUCUCUUAUCACAUCCAUCCUCAUGUUUCCAACUUAUGAUUGCCCCCAGCAUGCUGAGACGGUCGGUAUGCGGAAGGCCAGAAUGGCCAGGGACAGGGACGGUGCUGUGGGUCGACGACGAAAGUCGACAAGCAGCACUUCAGACAAUCGCAACAAACUUCAUCACACGCCUACUCUGAAUUCAGAUUCCGCUUCUAUAUACACCACUCGUUCGAAGGGUGCCUCGACGAAAAGUUCGUCUGGUUUUGGGUUUUGGAAGAAAAAGGACAGGGAUGUUACUGAGAUACUCGACGUCCCCAUGAUGAAGAAGGACAACAAGACCACCGACAUCAAGACGACUGAAAUCACCCUUUCCACUGCUACUCCCAAAUCACCGCCGGUACUCUCGCCAGUUCCUUCGUCACGUAUACGACCACAAACUUCGCAUGCUCCAUCGGUGCCGUCAACAUCUCCGCCAUCACUCACGUCCGUCUCGCAAAGCACCUUGGCCUCUGCUGACAUUGCCCAUGAUUCACUGGACACUCCACCACCGCUACCAAGGACAGCAUGGCAAGAGGCUCCCGCAACUCCACCACCCUCGCGGGGUCUUCCAUCCCUUCCUCCGCCACAGCCCGUUCCGACCUGCCAGCUCCCCCCUCUUCCAAGCUAUAUACCACCACCGCCGACUCAGCCUCUCCCACAGCCUCUCCGUUCCAAGCCUUCGCUCAAGUCCCUUCGCCAGCUACCCUCCCGGGUCAACUCGACCUACUCCAGUGAUUCAAGAGCAGCAUCAUCGAUGCGCUCUUCAGCCAUGUCCGACGGCCGGAGCAUCUUCACGUCGUCCCACCACCCAAGCGCCGACGUCAUAUCCGAAGUGACCGACUACGACCAGAUGUCUUCCCUGAACUGCCGUCCGACUCACCCCCAAUACCGCGGUCUGUCACCACUGUCUUCUCCUGUAGAAUCCAGCCACCCACGGCACUCGCAAGGUCCCCCUUCGCACCCCGAAAGCACACGCUCAGCAUCCCGCAUGACCGAGCGCAGUGGCCCGCCCCUAGCCCCUUUCGCGCGUGCCCUUGCAAAGAUGGAGAAUGCCGGCCCACGCAUCAUCGCCGCCCGCCUCGCUGAGGAAUGGGAAGGUCUGGACGACGAUGACGACUCCUACGCCGAAGUUCAGUUCGAGAAGCGGCUAUGGGCUCUCACCGCAUACCAAUGGCUAACCCAGGGAAAACAGCUGCAAUCGCCCACCCACGAGCUCCUCCUCCAUGCUGUGCCUUCUCAGGGGAAACGCAUACUGCACCUCCACGGUAGCCUGGCCGACGGCUGGACUCUCGCCGCCCGUUACCCAGCCUGCACUGUCUAUUCUGUAUCUUCCACAAACACCUCCGUGCUGCCUACCACGUACCCGGCGCCGCUCAACCACCACUCCCUCUACGUCCCGUCCGUCGCCUCCCCACUCCCCUUCCCCGACUGCUACUUUGACGCCGUGCUCUCGCGCUCGCUCGCCUCGUCGCUGGACAACAUCGACUGCGCCCGCGUCUUCCACGACUGCACGCGUGUGCUCAAGCCCGGCGCCCGCUUCGAGAUCCUCUCCCUCGACCCCUACUUCAACCGCCAGGGCCCUGCCCUGCGCGCCUGGGCCGACACCCACCUCGUCGCCCGUCUCGAGGCGCACGGCAAGUCCAUGAUGCCGUCCGACACUGUCGUCGACACCAUGGGCAUCGUCGGCCUGCAUGACGUCAAGCGCGUGCGCAUCGCCCUGCCCGCCCACCUGGCCGACGCCCCUGAGAGCACUCGUCUGCUCACUCUCCUUGGCCGCCACAUGGUGCAGGACUUGUACGGCCGCUUUCUGCGCGUCUAUGCCGGCGAGCAGUGGUUCUGGAACGUGCCUGGUGGCGAGAUCGAGAGGGAGUGCGAGCGCCUGCAGACGAAGAUGGUAUUGACUAUUAGCUGUGGCACGAAGGAGACCGCGACCCCUGAUGACUUCCGCUUUAGGGGCAUGGACUCGUAA
Pseudovirgaria hyperparasitica is the source of this 2505-nucleotide messenger RNA. RefSeq lists its product as uncharacterized. Gene Ontology annotation, molecular function: S-adenosylmethionine-dependent methyltransferase activity. The coding region runs from base 1 to 2505 and encodes 834 amino acids. The record is from RefSeq and is a predicted model, not a curated record. NCBI's taxonomy places the organism in Eukaryota, Fungi, Ascomycota, Dothideomycetes, Acrospermales, Acrospermaceae. The transcript is spliced from 3 exons.